UUGAGAGGGAAAACUAGUAAAUCGAAUACUACAUCCACCUUGCUUAGUUUGAAAUAUUAACGUAAACGGUAUGAUCGCAUUUUUGGCUACUCGUCCGACGUGGUACGGCGACUUCCACGGAAGCGGUAAAAAUUCUACGUAGCAACAUUGUCCUUCAUCAAAAAGAACAUGCACGUACACGUUCGUCUGCUGGAAUAUAACCUCUUUUUUUGUAAAGAACAAAAACUACAUGAGCUUGUCCUUGCAAAUGCCUGCUGAACGUGAUAUCCCAGAAGCGUUCUUCGGUCGUGGCGAAGAUGCUGGUUCCGGAGUAGGCGACCAAAACGUAUUCGGUGGUGGCUCGGCUUCGUCUUCGUCCACCUCUGGUGUUAGGUUAAGGCACAUCUCCUCCACUACUGAUGCCUACGUACCUUUCAAUGCAGCAUUAGAUAGAGCAUGCUAAGUGCUCUACUCUUCAAAUUUAGAAGAUAAGUAGACGGAUUUCUCCAUGCACAUGCAGCACUUAAUUUACAUACUUUUCUUUUCCUCACCGUCACGGGAGGUUGAUGAAAAGAGAAGGAAGUAUAAAUCGAAAGAAUGCAAAAAAUAAAAAGCUAUGCACCUAUACCUAGUACUAGUAUGUAUCGAUCCCUUAAGCACCAUGCUAACGUCUUCUAGUAGCUGUAUCUAAAGUUCGAUAGUCCUUCCAGAGACGGGUCAUCUCGCAUGUGGCCGGCUCGGAAGUCCUUUGGGGGGAUGAGCAAGCACCUUUUGGUAACAAGAUUGGAUUUCUCGAUAUGGCGUCAAGCUGGCGAAUACACGCCUACCAAGGAGGAAACGCGGUUACAGAACAAAAUAACCAAUAGUGCCACGACCUACGGCACCGCAGCUGGGUGCUUGACCUACGUAGGAACCGGACAACUGUUGAGGCGGCAUCUUGGGGCCAAGCUUACACCGGGCGUGAAGCUCGUACUUUUCUAUUUUUCUCACACUCACUGUAAGGAGUUUUUUAAUUCUACUCGUGCCGGUUCCGGUGGCAACAUCAAUGAGAUCCCAGAUCAUUGAGUCAAAAAAUUGUUGAAUUAUGCUCGUCGAUCGAGAAGAACAACGAGAACAUCUUUUCUAUUUCAAGGAAGACUUUUCACAACUAAUCCCCCGCACUUCCAGUUGCCCGCUUUCGUUGUCGGAGCGUCCACUACAUUCGCUGCUCUGAAUGUUCAGUGGGGUCAAUGGAUUUUGGGAGUUUUGUCGCGUGAAGUGCCAAUGGGCAGCUCGUGGCGCAGCAAAGUUCAUGAGAUCUACGAUGCGGUCUCUACAAUACCAGAGGCGGACCUGAUGAGCGGGCCGAACAAAAAGGUUGUCGAAGUCAAGCUUGUAGACAUCAAAUUUCCUUAUGAGGAGCGUUGUUGUGAUUAGUCCAAGCGCGGUCCACUCGCAUGAUCCAAACGCAGGCUGUUCAACUCUUUCGAAUAACGGCUCUUGCAUAUCAAAAGGUUUAUUUUUGUAGAUCUAGAUGAUGUUAAUGUUAUCCGCACUCAUACCCUAUGAUGAUGAACGAAGUAAGUACCAGAACAAGCAGAUCAGUAGAUCAGGCCCACGAAUCUCCUGUUGUAGUUUCGACCUUCUUCCUUCAUAGAAGUUGGGCGAACCAGGACAAAAAGCAGCAGUCUGAAUUUUCCGAGGAUGCUGCUGGUUUCGACAAGGUAGACGAGCAAAGUUCUUCGAGUGACUCAACAGGCUUUUCGGAUUCGUCUUUCGAAGGUGAUGGAGGGAUUUCAUCUUCUGGAAGUAAAAGCGGUAGGACGAGUGCUGGCACGUCUUCUUCUAGUUGUAGCACGCAACAAGAUUAUGAUUCGUUUGGAGGUUUUGGGUCUUCCGGAGCGGCAGACUCGUCUAGUUCCCGGAGGCAAAGUAAUUCGUGGCGUUUGGAUGCUUUUGAUGAUUCUGUUCGCCCUUCUUCCGCCAGGGGCGGCGGAGGAAGAUCCUCUACUCCUCGGGGAGGUGAUCUUCCGGCUCCUCCAGCGUCCCAAGAUCGCAACUCUCAAGGUGUACGUGACGACCGAUCAUACCGCACAUGGGACGAUAUCAGAAACGGUGGCCCAACAGCAGCGGGCACGCAAUCACCUGCAUAUCGGUCUUGGGAUGAUAUUCGACAGAAUGCAUGA
Molecule: messenger RNA, 2144 nt
Organism: Amoebophrya sp. A25
Lineage: Eukaryota; Dinophyceae; Syndiniales; Amoebophryaceae
Source: the annotation of a GenBank genome assembly